UAUUAUUAUUGAUGGUAUUGUUGCUCCCGUUAUUUAUUUAUUUUAUAUCCAUUGUUUUAUAUUUUGUUUAGAACCCUGGUUUGUUGCUUACCGAACAAAAAUAACGUGAGAGAAGCAUGUUUAGCCACUAGAUGGCAGUGCAUAACCGAGAGGGGCGGACAUCCAUGUCUUCUUCAGCUGUUAGCUAAAAAUGUAAACAACACAUUUGCCCUCACUGACUUAUGGACACAAGUGUACGCUCUGCAGGUUGAAGAUAGACAUUACUAUAACGAACUGCUACAUAGAAAUAGCCUACUCGCGCUAGUUUUGAGGUGAUGCGCGGCGUAUUUAUUAUGUUAUUCUUUUGUGUUGUAAUGUAAUGUAAAUGUAUAGGCUACUAUCUUCCUGUUCUGGUAUUUCGUACAAGCAGUAGGCUACUGUACUGUAACUGUCACAAAAGUUGACUUGGGAAAUCAUACAUCAAUACACAACAGACUCUUGAGUCUGUAGAAGUCACUGGACUCUUCUGUGCAAAUGCCACCACUUACAAGUGUCAGAGGGACUAAAAGGCCAAAAUUAGAUUGGAAGUUUGUGCAGAGAUUGUGCAGUAUUCAGAGGGUCCUCUUUCCAUCAUGGUUCAACCAGAAUGUGCUGAUGUUUGGGACGCUACUUUGUGUUACACUGACAGAACAGCUUAUCAUUUACCAAGUGGGGGUCAUUCCAAGCCAGUUCUACGAGGUUCUCUCCAACAAGGACUAUGGAGGAUUCCGGAGCCUGGUUGGGUUUGCUGUCCUAUUGAUACUACUGAACUCCUCUCUCAAGAGUAUGGACCAAUACAUUUGCAGUCAGAUGUACGUGAGCUGGAGGAAGACACUAACGGAGAGCCUACACAAGGCCUACUUCCAAGGAAGAGUUUACUACACUCUCAACGUGCUCAGGGAGGACAUUGACAACCCAGACCAGCGCAUCAGCCAAGACAUAGAGAGGCUAUGCAAACAGAUGAGCACCAUGGCCAGCAGGCUAAUCGUCUCGCCUUUCACUCUGACUUACUACACGUACCACUGCUUCCACAGCACCGGUUGGAUUGGUCCUGUUAGUAUCUUUGGUUACUUUGUGAUCGGGACUCUCGCUAACAAAGUCCUCAUGGGGCCCAUCGUGUCAACACUGUUUGAGCAAGAAAAACUGGAGGGAGACUUCAGGUUCAAACACAUGCAAAUCCGUGUCAACGCAGAAUCUGCUGCCUUUUACAGAGCUGGAAAAGUGGAACACAUGCGGACCAAUCGCAAAUUGCAGACACUGCUGCAUACUCAGAAGACCCUGAUAAAUAAGGAGCUCUGGCUUUACAUUGGAGUGAACACCUUUGAUUACCUCGGUGGCUUCCUCAGCUACAUCGUCAUCGCCAUCCCCAUCUUCGCUGGGCUUUAUGACGGCCUCGGCCCCGGGGAGCUGAGCGCUCUCAUCAGUAAGAACGCCUUUGUCUGCAUCUACUUGAUAAACGGCUUUACUCAGCUAAUAGACCUGUCAACCACUCUGUCAGAUGUGGCCGGAUACACCCACAGGAUUGGGGAGCUGAGGGAGGUGAUGGAUGACAUCUUGAGGAGGCAGUGUGACUACGACCCGGCGUCGGGGGACACUUACGACUUUGACAGUGACCACGUCCAUGGGGGCCCAGUAGACACGGCCUUCAUCCUGGAGCGACUGUCCUACAAGUCCCCCUUCUCGGACGAGCUGCUGGUGGAGGACCUGAAUCUGAAGAUCAGCCAGGGCUCCAACAUACUGGUGGUGGGGAACACAGGCACCGGCAAGACCUCCCUCCUCAGGGUCCUCAACCGCCUGUGGGAGGCUCACAGUGGUUUUGUCCAGAUGACCUCAUGUUUUGGGCCGAGGGGGAUCCUCUUCCUGCCCCAGAAGCCCUACUUGACUGACGGGACACUGAGAGAGCAGGUGAUUUACCCUCUGCAGAACAUUUACCCUCAGUCAGGGUCAGUGGACGACGAGAGAAUCUUACAGUAUCUAGAAGUGGCAGGAGUGUCUAGUCUCCUGAAGAGGACAGGGGGACUGGAUGGGGAGGUGGACUGGAGCUGGUAUGAUGCUCUCUCUCCAGGGGAGAUGCAGAGGCUCUCCUUUGCCCGACUCUUCUACCUACAGCCCAAAUACGCAGUGCUGGAUGAGGCCACCAGUGCUCUGUCGGAGGAGGCCGAAGGACAGAUGUACCGUGCCUGUCAGCAGCUGGGGAUGACUCUGCUUAGUCUGGGCCAUCGCAGCAGCCUGGAGAAGUACCACGAUGUCCUGUUGAAAUUGUGUGGAGAAGGUCGCUGGGAGCUGACCAAUCUAAAAAAGGAUGUAUGAUUUAGCUACGGAUUAAGUAUUCAUCUCCAAAUAACUGUGCAGUAUGAACCAAUCAUUUUUAUGUCGCUUAUUUUGUCCUUGAUCAAGCUGAGAGAAUAGGUGCUUCGAACUCAGUUAAAAAACACUAUUCUCUUCAUGAGUCUUUUUUAAAUGAUCAUAUUUUGUACUACAAUAAAAGCUUAAUUUUAACGUGA
Hypomesus transpacificus is the source of this 2522-nucleotide messenger RNA. RefSeq names its product ATP-binding cassette, sub-family D (ALD), member 4 (gene abcd4). Gene Ontology annotation, cellular component: peroxisomal membrane. NCBI's taxonomy places the organism in Eukaryota, Metazoa, Chordata, Actinopteri, Osmeriformes, Osmeridae. Gene Ontology annotation, molecular function: ATP binding; ATP hydrolysis activity; long-chain fatty acid transmembrane transporter activity. Bases 514 to 2328 code for a protein of 604 amino acids. Gene Ontology annotation, biological process: long-chain fatty acid import into peroxisome; peroxisome organization; very long-chain fatty acid catabolic process. The transcript has 19 exons. The record is from RefSeq and is a predicted model, not a curated record.